GUCACGCGGCGGAUCUAUAAGAGCCUGAGGAAGCGCCGCUAGCUGCAGGUCAGACGGAGACACGGUCCCGGGAGAGGCGGACACACCACACCGACAUCAUGGGAUACGGGGCCGGACGCGAUCAGUAUGAGCCCGCAGCCACAUCCGAACAUGGCGCCAAGAAGAAGAGCAAGAAGAGCAAGGCAAAAGCAAAGGAGAAAGACAUGGAUGAGCUGAAGAAGGAGGUGUCCAUGGAGGAACACAAGAUGACCCUCGAUGAAUUGCACCGCAAGUUUGGAACGGAUCUUGCACGGGGUCUUACAACAGCUCGGGCCGCGGAGAUCCUGGCACGAGAUGGUCCGAACGCUCUUACCCCUCCCCCCACCACUCCUGAAUGGGUGAAGUUCUGCCGUCAGUUGUUUGGGGGGUUCUCUAUGCUGCUGUGGAUAGGGGCUAUUCUCUGCUUCCUGGCGUAUGGAAUCCAGGCCGCCACAGAGGAGGAACCCCAGAAUGAUAAUCUCUACCUCGGUGUUGUCCUGUCGGCCGUCGUCAUCAUCACCGGCUGCUUCUCCUACUACCAGGAGGCAAAGAGCUCGAAGAUCAUGGAGUCCUUCAAGAACAUGGUUCCUCAGCAAGCCCUGGUGAUACGUAGUGGCGAGAAGUUGAGCAUUAAUGCGGAGGAGGUGGUCGUGGGGGAUCUUGUGGAAGUGAAGGGAGGAGAUCGUAUCCCAGCAGAUCUCCGGAUCAUUUCUGCCUCCGGCUGCAAGGUGGAUAACUCCUCCCUCACUGGAGAGUCUGAGCCGCAGACCCGGUCUCCCGAGUUCACCAAUGAAAACCCCCUGGAGACCCGGAACAUUGCCUUCUUCUCCACAAACUGUGUGGAAGGCACUGCCCGUGGUAUUGUCGUGAACACCGGUGACCGCACAGUGAUGGGACGUAUCGCAACCCUGGCGUCUGGUCUGGAGGGUGGCCGCACCCCUAUUGCCGUUGAAAUUGAGCAUUUCAUUCAUAUCAUCACUGGUGUGGCGGUCUUCCUGGGCGUCAGCUUCUUCAUCCUGUCGCUCAUCUUGCAGUACAGUUGGCUGGAGGCCGUCAUCUUCCUCAUUGGUAUCAUUGUAGCCAACGUGCCCGAGGGUCUGCUGGCCACAGUCACGGUGUGCCUUACCCUCACUGCCAAGCGCAUGGCGCGCAAAAACUGCCUGGUGAAGAAUCUGGAAGCCGUGGAAACUCUUGGUUCUACAUCCACCAUCUGCUCGGACAAGACCGGGACCCUCACUCAGAACCGUAUGACCGUGGCGCACAUGUGGUUUGACAAUCAGAUCCAUGAAGCAGAUACCACAGAGAAUCAGAGCGGUGCCUCCUUCGACAAAACCUCCUUGACCUGGACUGCAUUGUCUCGUGUUGCUGGUCUGUGUAACAGGGCGGUGUUUCAGGCCGGGCAGGAGAACACCCCGAUUCUGAAGAGGGACGUUGCUGGUGAUGCCUCGGAGUCUGCGCUACUGAAGUGCAUAGAGCUGUGCUGCGGAUCCGUGAGAGACAUGAGGGACAAGAACCUGAAAGUGUCUGAGAUCCCCUUCAACUCCACCAAUAAGUACCAGCUGUCCGUGCACAAGAAUGCCAAUCCCUCGGAAUCUCGUUACUUGCUGGUAAUGAAGGGGGCUCCUGAGAGGAUCCUGGACCGCUGCUCCACCAUCUUAAUGCAGGGGAAAGAGCAACCUUUGGAUGAGGAGAUGAAGGAUGCCUUCCAGAAUGCCUACCUGGAGCUCGGAGGCCUGGGCGAGAGAGUGCUUGGGUUCUGCCACCUGGCUCUUCCCGAUGACCAGUUCCCAGAAGGCUUCAGCUUUGACUCAGAAGAGGUGAAUUUCCCAACCGAGAACCUGUGCUUUGUCGGUCUGAUCUCCAUGAUUGAUCCCCCUCGUGCUGCUGUGCCAGAUGCCGUCGGGAAAUGUCGAAGUGCCGGUAUCAAGGUUAUCAUGGUGACUGGUGACCACCCAAUCACCGCAAAGGCCAUCGCUAAGGGAGUGGGCAUAAUUUCCGAGGGUAAUGAGACUGUGGAAGACAUUGCAGCCAGACUUAACAUCCCGGUGAACCAGGUUAAUCCCAGAGAUGCCAAGGCCUGCGUGAUUCAUGGCUCUGACCUCAAGGACAUGACUCCUGAACAGAUUGAUGACAUCCUCCGAUACCACACAGAGAUAGUCUUUGCCAGAACAUCCCCUCAACAGAAGCUGAUCAUCGUGGAAGGCUGUCAGAGACAGGGUGCCAUUGUGGCGGUGACCGGUGAUGGUGUGAACGACUCCCCAGCCCUGAAGAAGGCCGACAUUGGUAUUGCUAUGGGCAUUGCCGGCUCGGACGUCUCCAAACAGGCCGCCGACAUGAUUCUCCUGGACGAUAACUUUGCCUCUAUUGUCACUGGUGUGGAAGAAGGACGUUUAAUUUUUGACAACCUGAAGAAGUCUAUCGCUUACACGCUGACCAGUAACAUCCCAGAGAUCACACCUUUCCUCAUCUUCAUCAUCGCCAACAUCCCCCUACCGCUGGGUACAGUUACCAUCCUCUGUAUUGAUCUUGGAACAGACAUGGUCCCCGCCAUCUCCCUGGCUUAUGAGCAAGCGGAGAGUGACAUCAUGAAGAGACAGCCUAGAAAUCCCAAGACUGACAAGCUGGUGAACGAGCGUCUGAUCAGUAUGGCGUACGGGCAGAUCGGUAUGAUCCAGGCCCUGGGUGGUUUCUUCACCUACUUUGUGAUCUUGGCGGAGAACGGCUUCCUGCCCUGGACGCUGCUCGGUAUCCGAGUGAAUUGGGACGACCGGUGGGUGAACGAUGUGGAAGACAGCUACGGGCAGCAGUGGACUUAUGAGCAGAGGAAGAUUGUGGAGUUCACCUGUCACACAUCGUUCUUCGUCAGCAUCGUGGUUGUCCAGUGGGCCGACUUGAUCAUCUGUAAGACCAGAAGGAACUCUGUCUUCCAGCAAGGCAUGAAGAACAAGAUCCUCAUCUUUGGGCUGUUUGAAGAGACUGCCCUGGCCGCCUUCUUAUCAUACUGCCCAGGGAUGGACGUGGCCCUGCGCAUGUACCCACUCAAACCAACGUGGUGGUUCUGUGCCUUCCCAUACUCGCUGAUCAUCUUCAUAUAUGAUGAAAUCCGUAAACUGAUCAUCAGACGCAGUCCAGGCGGCUGGGUGGAGAAAGAAACCUAUUAUUAAGAACGUGUGGUUCGUCCCAACAUUUCACAUCACUCCCUACCCUCUCACCUGCCUGCACCCACUCGUUUCCUGCGUGCACCUGUCUGGCCCAGCCUGUUCCCGUGGAAGAGAUGCAUUUUGGCGAGGGGCGCAGUGUCGCCUGUGUGCGUCCUGUUCGGAGUUCUUAUUGUGCCUUCUCUGGUUUAGUUUUUGUAAGGAAGCACGUCGAAAAGAUGUUUUAUAUAUCUGCAUUUUUACAAAUAAAGAUGGGUUGAAGAGGGUC
Messenger RNA from Pseudophryne corroboree (corroboree frog), 3444 nucleotides. RefSeq names its product ATPase Na+/K+ transporting subunit alpha 1 (gene ATP1A1). The transcript is spliced from 23 exons. Gene Ontology annotation, molecular function: P-type sodium:potassium-exchanging transporter activity; ATP hydrolysis activity; ATP binding. NCBI's taxonomy places the organism in Eukaryota, Metazoa, Chordata, Amphibia, Anura, Myobatrachidae. The record is from RefSeq and is a predicted model, not a curated record. Gene Ontology annotation, cellular component: sarcolemma; sodium:potassium-exchanging ATPase complex. The coding region runs from base 99 to 3182 and encodes 1027 amino acids. Gene Ontology annotation, biological process: sodium ion export across plasma membrane; potassium ion import across plasma membrane; proton transmembrane transport.